Messenger RNA from Lottia gigantea (owl limpet), 2686 nucleotides. RefSeq lists its product as hypothetical. The coding region runs from base 147 to 1880 and encodes 577 amino acids. The record is from RefSeq and is a predicted model, not a curated record. Gene Ontology annotation, biological process: positive regulation of DNA-templated transcription. The transcript has 4 exons. Gene Ontology annotation, cellular component: nucleoplasm; chromatin. Gene Ontology annotation, molecular function: ubiquitin-protein transferase activity. NCBI's taxonomy places the organism in Eukaryota, Metazoa, Mollusca, Gastropoda, Lottiidae.
GGUAUGAUUGGCAAAAUAACUGGUGCAUCUGUCCCUGUAAAUGAAAUCUGCUAUAUUGCUCGUGGUCUCAACAGUAGACAUCAUUUGCUUCUGCCAAAUUGUUAAUUGGAUUUUCGUUUUCUGUUUUUCGGUCUGAAAGUAUUAAAAUGGAGCAGGAACUGAAAGAAGAGCUCUGCUGCCCAAUCUGUACAGACUUGUUCAAGUCUCCAUUGAGGCUGCCUUGUGGGCAUUCGUAUUGUCAGAACUGUUUGAGAGCCAUGGUGAAGAAGCCCCCUGCCAGACACCCAACCGGUUUAUCAAGAUGGUGGCAUGAAGAUGACGAUGAUGAAGAAGUAAUUUUGAAUUGUCCAGAAUGCAGAAGAGAGUUUGUGUUAGAUGAUAGGGGAGUUGAUCGGUUUCAGUCCGACUUCAAACUGUCCAAGCUAGUCGACUUGUACAGGAAGUUAGAUAUGAUACCUCUUACAGAUAGUGAACCAGAAGAAGACAUCAACACAAACAAAAGUGAAAAAACUGGAAGCAAAAUGGCGGAGGAUGCUGAACCUUCUUGUAAUUUACAAGUUGAUUGCAGAGCUACAUCAGUGUCAACAGAGACCUGUGAGGUGCUGAGUAAUGUUCCAACAGCUCUCUGUUCAGAGACUCUGUUGAAACAAGUGAAUACCGACAUGCCCCCAGAUGUCCACGAACCGAGUGCCUUGGACCACAGAUCUCUAUCCAAUCCUGAUUCAGGAACUUUCACUAAUUGUGCCAGUGCAUCUACUGAGGUGGUUCCUCAAUUUCAUGACAACCAUUUUGCGGAAAUAGGGAAUAGGGAGAGCAGACCAAAUGAAAAGUGUCUUUCUCUGGAAGCUCGAGUUCCUCAUGGAGCCAAAGCAAGAUCAUCUCCUCAACGUCUAGACUCGGAUGCAACCCGGCCUUUAGUUCCACAAAGUGGGCAUUACGAUAACUUUACCUCCAGUGCCUCGAGAGCGAACUACGCUUCCCCAAACUUUUUGCGAAGUAACCCCAAUCUAACCCAAGACUUACUAUCAAGACCCGAUCUCACAAAAGGAAGGAUUCAUGCCUCAAAAUCUGCUGGAAAUUUAAGUCAAGGACAAAAUCCAGGAUUAGAUCGUUAUAUGAGAUCUCAUUCAGAUGUGGCUUCGUCAUCCACAACCACUCACAGGUCACCAAGUGCAACUACAGGAUUGUCAUCCCAAAGUCCUUCUCGGCAGUCAUCGCCGCGUCAAGGCAGUCAGAGUCCAAAAUUUGGCAGCGGAAACUAUGAUAAUGUGAUGGACAGUGCUACAGUGAGUCAGAUUUUGGCAUCUGGUAGUGAUGCCAUGGCAACAGCUGCCUCUUGUUCUAACACCAUGGCAACCGCUGCAUCUGGUACUGACACCAUGGCAACCGCUGCAUCUGGUACUGACACCAUGGCAACAGCUGCAUCAUCAGCUGCUUCCGGUGCUACAAACACUUCCACCAAUCGGGUGCCUUACAAAAGGAUUGGUUCCAGCCAAUCUCUCUCGUCUUCCAACUCCAGGUCCAGCAAGUCAGCCAAUGAACAAUACGACAAUUUACGAAAACAGUCGAAUGCCUCCAAAGGAUCUGUGUCCUUAGGCUGCAGCUCGAAACAAACAAACUCGUCAAGUGAAGAUUCUAAGCAUAAAGAAUCUGAGGCAUCGGAUAAUGAGAUGCGCAUGACCUCAUCUGUGCAAGUGACCCGACGAAGGCGAAAGAAGAAGCGCAAUAAAGUGGCUUCGUUUUUCUCGGCUCUAUUGUUUUCAGAUUCUUCGUCCUCAGAUGAUUUCAGUUUGUCAGAUUCCGAAGAGGAACGUAAACGCCAGUUAAAUCGUCAGAAACAACGGCAAAAGUCAUUAUUCUAUUCCUCCUCUUCCUCAUAAGACUGGAUAAUCUGUUCUAUUCUGUGAUUUACAAGACUGUUACAUGUUAACUUUUUAAUGAAUCAUUUUACUGGAGACUUGAUUAUCAAGACUUGUAUGCCGAUGUUUUAGUGAAUCAAUAAACUUGAUUAUCAAGACUGUUAAUGUUUUAAUGAAUCAAAUUACUGUGGACUUGAUUAUCAAGACUAUUAUAUGUUAAUAAUUUAAUGAAUCAAUUUACUGGAGACUUGAUUGUCAAGACUGUUACAUAUUAAUGUUUUAAAUGAAUCAAUUUACUGUAGACUUGAUUAUCAAGACUGUUACAUAUUAAUUUUUUUAAUGAAUCUAUUUACUGUAGACUUGAUUGUCAAGACUGUUACAUAUUAAUGUUUUAAAUGAAUCGAUUUACUGUAGACUUGAUUAUCAAGACUGUUAAUGUUUUAAUGAAUCAAAUUACUGUAGACUUGAUUAUCAAAACUGUAUGUUAAUAUUUGUGCUGGACACAAAGAUUGGUUUAUCAAGACUACUGGAAUUUGUUGUCUCUGUUAUAACCAGACUUGAUUGUUUGGAGGGGCAAGUAAUAUAUCUGGAAGGGGCAAGUAAUAUAUCUUGAGGGGCAAGUAAUAUAUCUGUUGGGCCAAUGGUGUAUGGUGGGUUGUCAGAAUUUUUCAGGGGUCAAUCUAUUUUUUCAGUAGGGCAUUUCCUAGCAUCCCCAACCCCCACCUACUCUCUUGUUAUUAUGGACCUGUAGGUAUGUUAGUGUUAAACAAAAUUAUAUGUUCACAUCUGGGCAUUACUUUACAUAAUCAAAUAAAAAUGCAUAUCUA